Messenger RNA from Trachemys scripta elegans, 1657 nucleotides. Its product is annotated as TSC22 domain family protein 3-like. Bases 102 to 602 code for a protein of 166 amino acids. Lineage: Eukaryota; Metazoa; Chordata; Testudines; Emydidae. The transcript has 3 exons. Gene Ontology annotation, biological process: regulation of transcription by RNA polymerase II. The record is from RefSeq and is a predicted model, not a curated record.
GCUCGGACAGCCCCCCACUGGUGGCUAGAUCCCGGCCUGUGACUGUAGUGUGCUUGUCCGGUCCCUGCCCGCCCACCUGCCCUGCGUCCUGCGCGCGGCCCAUGGUCGGCUCCCUUAGCCCACUGCGCGCCCUGCCGAUCCCGAGCGACGAGAGCCCGCUAUCCCUGCGCGCCGCGGCCCUGGCCAUGAGCACCGAGCUCUACCAGUCCGCCAUGGAGGUGGCCGUGUACCAGCUGCACAACUUCUCCAUUUCCUUCUUCUCCUCGCUGCUCGGCGGGGACGUGGUCUCCGUCAAGCUGGACAACAGCGCCUCCGGAGCCAGCGUGGUGGCGAUCGACAACAAGAUCGAGCAGGCGAUGGAUCUAGUGAAAAACCACUUGAUGUAUGCUGUGCGGGAGGAGGUGGAGAUCCUCAAAGAGCAGAUCAAAGAACUGGUGGAGAAGAACUCCCAGCUGGAGCGAGAGAACAGCCUCUUGAAAACGCUGGCCAGCCCUGAGCAGCUGGAGAAAUUCCAGUCCCGGCUGCCUGCAGAGGUGCUAUCUGCAGAGGAGCAGGGCGGGGCGGCUACCCCGGCCCAGCACACCAGGGGCUCUGCGGUGUAAGGUGGCUCUGUCCUUGGAGUGGGCAGAGCCACUGAACUCUUGCUACUUAAUCUCCUUAAAAGUUGUUUCCUUCCUCAUCUCAUGUGGAGAACUUCCCAAGCUAGCGAGAGCUACGAGAUGUGCCAGGGGCGCUGCCCCAGCUGCUGGGACACUGACUGGCUCUGAAGGAGUGAGGUGUCAUGUUAGGACACUGCACAGCCAGACGACCCCCAACAGGGGCCUCUUUGCAUGUCCUUGAGAGUGCAGGGGCUGCAAAACGGGUCAUGUGCCCUCACUGCACCGUUCAGCUGGGUUCCUGUUGCACUUGACAAAGACUGAUCCUUGGAGGAAGCCAGUUGUUGUUGAAGAGAGAUACAAUCUGCCCCUCCUGCCACCCUGGAAUGGGCCUGGGGCAGGAACCAAAAACUGACCCCGUCAGCACCUUUCUUUUGGCGGCUGUGGACAGUGCAUGGCUUGUGUAGACCACAGGUUGGGGAUUACAAGGAAAGCUUUGUUUCGUUAGUGCAGGGAUUUUUAUAUCCUUAACUGCAUCUAAGGAACGUAUACACGCAACCAGUGCUGGGGACGGCUACAGAAACCUGGGGCUCUUGCGGGGGCUCUAUGGAUGCUGCUGCCCAUAGCUGUAUGCCUGGGGCCAGCUGGGGAUUCCAGCCGAGCGUGGAGGCGGGACGCUUGGAUGCUGUUUGGAAAUGGGUGACUGGAGCUCUCUCGCUGUGGGAUAGAUUUUUAUACAUAGCUCGGUCUGUGUACAGACCCCCCCCCCAGGAGGGAGAUUCCCCCUCCUCCGGCCUGCCCAGUGCAGGGCCACAGGAUACCCACAGCAGAGAUUUUAUAAUGAAACAUGCCAAUGAGACCUGCCUGCCGUGGACGGGGCUGCAUGGUCCCUCGGGGGUGAGAGCCGAGGUUAUUUGCUCCGUGAGCGUUUCCCCCCCCCCCCCCCGACAGAGCUCUCGCGGAGCAGACUGGGUGUUGCUCUCGACAUUGGACUGUCAGAGCAUUAAUGUGACUGUGUGAAUCUAGCUAGAAAUGGCAAUAAACUCUACUUUUGAUAUAGA